This is a messenger RNA of Zophobas morio, 4950 nucleotides long. RefSeq names its product NPC intracellular cholesterol transporter 1 homolog 1b (gene Npc1a). Gene Ontology annotation, molecular function: lipid carrier activity; cholesterol binding. Lineage: Eukaryota; Metazoa; Arthropoda; Insecta; Coleoptera; Tenebrionidae. The coding region runs from base 201 to 4313 and encodes 1370 amino acids. Gene Ontology annotation, cellular component: plasma membrane. The record is from RefSeq and is a predicted model, not a curated record. Gene Ontology annotation, biological process: intestinal cholesterol absorption; cholesterol homeostasis. The transcript has 8 exons.
CAAUUUGGUAAUGGCGUCGCGGUGAUAACACGAACAGUAUUUCAACGGCUGUUGGUGUGUGCGCUUCGACGAAACGUACAAAACAAUUCGAAUUGAAAUGAAAAAUACGCUGUGAUGUUAUUUAAGAAGUAAUUUAAGAGAAAACUGAACUCAUAAAGUUACAUUGCAGUGUGCAGUGAUCUCCUGAAAAUCGGUGCAAAAUGGCAAAUUUUAAGAAAACUCCGUUAUCGGGGCCUGUGUUACUAGUGAUAUUAUGUUUAGCAAGUGAGAUUAGAUGCGCAGAAAACAACACAACCACUAGCAGGAAGGACACACAACCCCAAUGCGUCUGGUACGGGGAAUGCAACAAGUCAGGACGACUAACACAAUAUUGCGAAUACAGCGGUCCUCCGAAGGUUUUGAAUGACUCUUCAGCGUUAGAUACUCUUUCAAAGUGGUGUCCACAUCUAGUCCCAGACCCAAACCAGUCCAUCGACGCUUGCUGUGAUUCUGACCAAGUGGCUACCUUUGCCAGCAGUAUAGAAUUAGCAGCAAAUCUUCUCAAGAGAUGUCCUUCCUGCAUGAUGAAUUUGGCGAGGCAUUUAUGCGAUAUGACCUGUGGGGUAACACAAUCCAACUUCAUGGAAAUCGUCGCUACUAAAAAUAACACGAAAGGACAAGCGUACAUCACUGAAGUGAACUUGUACAUAACUAAUGAUUAUAUAGAAGGUACAUAUAAUUCGUGCAAGCAAGUUAUGGUUCCAUCCACCGGACAAAAAGCCAUCGAUCUGAUGUGUGGAACGUGGGGAGCUAGCAAAUGCACGGCGAAAAGAUGGUUUGAUUUUAUGGGCACGUCGGGCGAUUCGAACCCUUUUGUGCCUUUCCAGAUUAAUUAUUUGAAUAAUUCCGAUCCUGUUAAUCAUAAUGGACACCGAUAUGUACCGGAUAGUCCGCAUAUCACGCCUUGCAGUCAAGCGUUUGAUACAAAAUCAGCGGCGUGCAGUUGCGUGGACUGCGAACAAAGCUGUCCAGUGCCACCCCCGCAGCCGCCGCCACCGCAACCCUUCACCAUCGCGGGUUUCGACGGUUACUUCUUCCUCAUGGUUGUCGUUUUCAUCGUCGGCACUCUGAUGUUCCUUCUGGUCGUUUUCGUCUGUCCAACAAGAGCCGAUAUCGUGGGUUUGGUGACCGGGCAUGGUUCAGAAGAAAUGCGUGCUGCCGUGGGUAGACGACUGGCGGGUGUCGACAGGCGGUCUAGGCUGGUGCUUGGUAGCGACGAGGAAGAUAGCCCCCUUCAGGACUCUAAGAGAUCCAGUGUGACCUCAGAAAUUGGCCACGAGCUUGACACACAUUCCAUUAACAAAAUGCCGGGCGAAUACGACAACCCUUCCUCAUUCUUAGAAAAACUAGGUGCAAACACGGACACCUUCCUUCAGCGAUUUUUCGAACGAUGGGGUACAGCUUGUGCCGAGAAACCGUGGUUGGUUCUGUUUUUGGGUGCCUGUGUGGUAAUCGGGCUAGGUCAUGGUAUUAAGUAUUUACAAGUCACCACAGACCCUGUGGAAUUAUGGGCAUCGCCUUCGUCGAGAAGUCGCGUGGAGAAAGAAUAUUUCGAUAGCCAUUUCGAGCCGUUUUAUCGAAAUGAGCAAGUCAUAAUAAAGGCGGUUGGUUUACCACGGAUUUACCAUAACACGUCGAAUGGGGAAAUUGUGUUUGGGCCUGCUUUCAACGACACCUUCUUGAAGGAGGUAUUGAAGCUGCAGGAACAGAUUAAGGCCAUUGGAGUUGGGACUGAUCAUGCUUUGGAAAAAAUUUGUUUUGCUCCGUUGAGGAGUGUCGGUCAGGUUGACACUGACGUCGAAGAGUGUGUGGUUCAGAGUAUUUGGGGGUAUUAUCAGAAUGAUGUGACUACUUUCGACGAAACUGAUGUGGAUCCAGAUGGGUACGAGACGAAUUAUUUGGAUUUCUUCGUGGCAUGUGCUCAAAACCCCUAUAAUCCCAACUGUUUGGCAACUUUCGGCGGUCCAGUCGAUCCUGCUAUUGCCAUGGGAGGAUUCCUUCGACCAGGAGAACAACUAUCUGAACAACCCAACUACCAAGACGCAACUGCAGUUAUCUUAACUUUCUUGGUUAACAACUACCACAACAAAACAAAACUAUCACCCGCCAUGGAGUGGGAGAAGGCUUUCGUCGCUUUUAUGAAAAAUUGGACAGCCACAGAAAAACCUGAAUACAUGGAAAUAGCUUUCACGUCAGAAAGGUCCAUCGAAGACGAAUUAGAUCGCGAGAGUCAAUCAGACGUCGUCACGAUAUUAAUUUCUUACAUAAUCAUGUUUGCUUACAUCGCCGUAUCAUUGGGUCAAGUAAAUACCUGCAGUCGGCUUUUGAUCGACAGUAAAAUCACUUUGGGCUUGGGAGGAGUCCUCAUAGUUUUAGCUUCCGUUAUUUCGUCGGUGGGUCUGUUCGGUUUCGUCGGAUUACCCGCAACUUUAAUUAUCAUCGAAGUUAUUCCGUUCCUUGUUUUGGCGGUUGGUGUAGAUAACAUAUUUAUAUUAGUACAGACCCAUCAAAGAGAAGGACGCAAACCUACAGAAACUCACGCGCAACAUAUCGGAAGAACUUUGGGUAGAGUAGGACCUUCAAUGCUAUUAACCAGUGUCUCAGAGAGUUGCUGCUUCUUCCUGGGAAGUUUAUCAGACAUGCCAGCCGUUAAGGCGUUCGCUUUAUACGCUGGUAUGGCGCUUCUCUUUGACUUUCUUCUCCAAAUUACCUGUUUCGUCAGCCUGUUGGCGCUAGAUACGAUCAGACAAGCAAACAACAGAUUUGAUGUGUGUUGUUUCAUCAAAGGUUCGAAGAAAGAAAAUGUGCCUCAAAUAAAUCAAGAAGGGCUUCUGUACUCGUUCUUCAAGUCGAUUUACGUACCCACUUUAAUGAAUAGAUUCGUUAGAGCGGCAGUGAUGAUAGUGUUCUUCGGGUGGUUGUGUUCGUCGAUUUCGGUUGUGCCUCACAUAGAGAUCGGUUUGGAUCAGGAACUGUCGAUGCCCGAAGAUAGUUACGUUUUGAAAUAUUUUAAGUAUUUGAAAGACGACUUAAGUAUUGGGCCUCCGAUGUACUUUGUGGUGAAAGGUGGACUGAAUUACAGCGAUACAAAAGCACAAAAUGCUGUUUGUGGAGGGCAGUACUGUAACGUGGAUUCGCUUGUUACGCAACUGUAUCAAGCUUCAAAGGCUGGCGACACGACGUAUGUAGCGAGGCCUAGUUCGAGUUGGUUGGAUGAUUACAUCGAUUGGUCCGUCGCGGGGAACAUUUGCUGCAGACAGAAUAAGAAAACAGGAGGAUUUUGUCCACACACAGAGAGCGGCUGCGCUACUUGCAACAUCAGUUUCCGCCCAGAUAACCAUCGUCCAAUAGCUUAUGACUUCGAACAUUACGUAUCGUUCUUCCUGCAGGAUAAUCCAGACCCAACUUGCUCAAAAGCCGGCCACGCUGCCUACGGCCAAGGCGUGAACUACGUAACGAAUAAGACAAAUCAACUUUCCCGAGUGGGCGCCUCCUAUUUCAUGGCCUAUCACACGAUACUUAAAACGUCAAAAGACUACUACGAAAGCAUGCGUUCCGCCAGAAAGAUCGCUGCCAAUAUUACAACGACAAUAAACACCAAAAUCCCAUCGAGUCAAAUCGAGGUAUUCCCCUACUCGGUGUUCUACGUAUUCUACGAGCAAUACUUGACCAUGUGGCCAGAUACUCUAAAAAGCAUGGCGAUAAGUUUGGCCGCCAUCUUUGUUGUCACGUUCUUGUUGAUGGGACUGGAUGUAUUUUCGUCUAUCGUGGUAGUCGUAACCAUUCUUAUGAUAAUAGUGAAUUUAGGCGGACUGAUGUAUUGGUGGCAUAUCACACUGAACGCAGUCUCAUUAGUAAAUCUAGUGAUGGCAGUGGGAAUAGCAGUAGAGUUCUGCUCACAUCUAGUCCACAGUUUCUCUGUUUCUGUAAAGACGACGAGGUUAGAGCGAGCGGCCGAUUCUUUGACGAGAAUGGGAAGUUCGAUUUUCUCGGGGAUUACCUUGACGAAGUUCGGAGGAAUCAUCGUGCUGGGAUUCGCCAAGUCGCAGAUUUUCCAAGUGUUUUACUUUAGGAUGUACUUGGGAAUUGUCCUGUUUGGAGCUGCGCACGGGCUGAUCUUCCUGCCGGUUCUUCUGAGCUAUGUUGGCGUGAUGCAAACCAAACGUCGAUACCAUCACACACCACCAGAAGAAGUGGGACCAACGAUUGUGUCACCUCUGCUGCCAUCCACUUCAAGUGCCCAUUACGAUGCUAUAACAUCUGUUGACACGUGAUUAUCACGGUUAUGUUUAUAUGUGUAUGUUAGGACAAUUCAACAAAGUUUAGGACGUUUGUUAGAUAUUGUAUAGAUUUGAAGAAUUUCGAAUAGGUGGUGUGUACAUAUUCUCAAAACGUUGGAGGUAAUUUAAGUUGAUAGUCAAUUAUCUGGACUUUUGCGUCCGUGUAGAGUUUCGUGAUUAAUGUAAAUGUCUUUAGUUGUGAUUACGAAUCGACCAAAGUAUUAUCAGAUUCUUCUUAUGUAAGACUGCUCUAUUGCAAACUUUUGUACUAACCCUCUGACUAUUCGGUACGUAAGAUAAAAUUACAACUCUUAGUUGUAAUUUUGUACUUAUAUAAGGAAAUUUACUUAAAGUAACGGUUUUUUUUGUUAUGUUUCUUCUUUAUUUAUUUUUGUAUGUAGCUUUUUAUGUUUGUACAAGUUGCGUGCUAGGCUAAGCUAUAUCUAUUUAGAAAAUGCUCAUUUUGUUUAAAAAAAAAACAGGGUCUUUAUUAUAAAUUGGCAUUCUAUUUCAAGUCGCUAUCUUUGGUUACUUGUGCUAACAUUCCACAAUAUUGUAGACAUUUGUAUCUUUCUGUGUUAAUAUAAUAUGAACAUCAUAUUUUAUUAGAAAUAAAUGUAUUUUGCAAAAA